AUGUCCUGUCCUCUAUGGGGCUGGAGUGACCAGGAGGUCUCUGGAGGGCCCACUCCUUCUCAUCCAGAGAUCGACCCCCCCGGAGGAGGAGUAGAGAGGGGCUCUGCAGUCCAGGAGGAGGUCUCCUUGGUUCUCCAUGAACAUGUGAAGGACUCAAGUGUUUAUUCAAGAGAGACGAACCUGAGAAAAGUUCUCAGAGUUAACUACCAAGAACCGGAAGUACCUAAGGAUGACGACUACUUCUUCUGUGAUGAGUGUAGGACUUUCUUCCUCGAAGAGUGCCAGGUCCACGGUCCUAUCGUCUUCAUGGCUGAUCGCCCCGUUGCUGUCGGAGAGAAAGACAGAGCCAAGAAGACGCUGCCCGCUGGGUUUGAGAUCAGAGAUUCUGGGAUCCCUGGGGCCGGUCUAGGGGUGUUUUACUGUGGAGACGGUGGCCUUCCCAUUGGAACACACUUUGGACCCUACGAAGGACACAGGACCGAUGAAGAGGGAGCCCUGGAGAGUGGAUACUCCUGGGAGAUCUACAAGAGCAGACACAGUGAUUACAUUGAUGCAAAGAGAGAGACACUUUCUAACUGGAUGAGGUACGUCAAUUGUGCUCGUAAUGAAGAGGAACAGAACCUAAUAGCGUUUCAGUACAAAGGAGGGAUUCUGUAUCGCUCCUGUGGCCUCGUGACUUCAGGAGCAGAGCUCUUGGUCUGGUAUGGGGACGAAUACGCCAGACAUCUGGGAAUCGGAUUUGAUCGACUGUGGAACAACAAGAGCUCUACUAAAGGAGGGAGAUCCCAGCUGACACCAGCACAGGCUUUCCCCUGUCCCGAGUGUCCGUACUCCUACACGUCUCAGAUCUUCCUCCACAAACACAUGAAGAGGAGCCACAGCGACCUGUACGGCCGACUGCUGAGGAGUGGAGAAAUCAAGGUGGAGCCUAGUCUCCUCCCAUACGUCGCAGCCUCCUAUCAAGAACCAAUCGGAGCCUCCCGGGGAACCGUCCAAAGCACGAGCCAGAUUCCAGCAGAAGGAGCCGGACGCCACAGAUGUGAGAAGUGCAGUAAAACCUUUAGUCGCUCUGAUAGUCUGAAGGUUCACCAGCGCAUCCACAUGGGAGAGAAAUCAUACCACUGUCAACAGUGUGGGAAAACAUAUAGUACAUCUGGUGAACUCAAGAGACACCAGAUCAUCCACACGGGAGAGAAACCAUACCAAUGUAAACAGUGUGGGAAAACAUUUAGUAGAUCUUAUCAUCUGAAGAGACACCAGAGCAUCCACACGGGAGAGAACCCAUACCACUGUCAACAGUGUGGGAAAACAUUUAGUAGAUCUGGUAAUCUGACGGUACACCAGCGUAUCCACACGGGAGAGAAACCAUACCACUGUCAACAGUGUGGGAAAACAUUUAGUAGAUCUAGUGAUCUCAAGAGACACCAACAACUUCACAGAGGAGUCUCCAUCCAAACAACCAUGUGAAGAAACUAAAUGGUUCCCAGACAUGUGUUAUUCAAAUCGAAUGGUUCUUGCUGUUAUAUGGUAAAAGGGCACAUGAACGGUUAAUUGUUUAUCUUAUCAACUUUAUGUAUUUAUUUAUAUUCAUGUCUGUAUGAGUGAACUAUUUUUCUUCUGAACAUUUUUUGGGUAAAAACCUUCAGAGUAAGGUAUCGUAGAUCUGACGUCAUUGUUAUAUUUAUUACUUUUGUAUGUAUUUAUGUAUUUAUCCUGUAGAAAUUCAAAUAAAAUCAGAUAUGCAGUGUUGAGAUGUCUGGUUUUGUCUGGAUAGAAUAGAAGCAGUCCGACAUGUUGGUGAAUUAUAUUUGAUAUGCUGUUAUGUAUAACGUAGAAUUCAAAGGAUGAGCUGAGGUCCCGUUACUGACCACCAGAGGGAACCACAGCUCCACGAAGAUGUUCCCCUUCCCCGGAUUCAGUGACAUUUUGAAUUAAUUAUUGAUAAUUAUGUUUCAAUCUUCCAUUAAUAAUUACUAUUCACCGUCCUUCAAUGGAAGUGAGAAAAAAAG
Messenger RNA from Gadus chalcogrammus (walleye pollock), 2009 nucleotides. RefSeq names its product histone-lysine N-methyltransferase PRDM9-like. Gene Ontology annotation, molecular function: histone methyltransferase activity; protein binding. The coding region runs from base 1 to 1467 and encodes 488 amino acids. The record is from RefSeq and is a predicted model, not a curated record. NCBI's taxonomy places the organism in Eukaryota, Metazoa, Chordata, Actinopteri, Gadiformes, Gadidae. Gene Ontology annotation, cellular component: nucleus. The transcript has 8 exons.